Danaus chrysippus (African queen) is the source of this 1122-nucleotide messenger RNA. NCBI's taxonomy places the organism in Eukaryota, Metazoa, Arthropoda, Insecta, Lepidoptera, Nymphalidae. The record is from the annotation of a GenBank genome assembly.
AUGAUGGUGGGGAAGAUAUUAUUUUAUGUACACUUUGGACUUGUCUUCCACGUAGUGAUUUGUUUUAAGGAUUCUGUCGAAGUACCACGUUUUGAAAACAGUUUAAGUAACCUGACAGUAUCAUUGGGAAGAGAGGCUGUUUUUACGUGUGUCGUAAAUGACCUCGGCUCUUAUAGAGUGGCGUGGCUUCGUGUGGACACGCAGACGAUUCUGACGAUUGCAACUCACGUGAUAACAAAGAAUCAUCGUAUAGCAGUUAACCACAGCGACAGAAGAGUGUGGUUCUUGCACAUACAUGAUGUACGGCAAUCAGAUCGUGGAUGGUACAUGUGUCAGUUGAACACAGAUCCUAUGAAGAGCCAGACGGCGUAUCUUGAUGUUGUCGUGCCUCCUGAUAUCUUGGACUAUCCGACGAGCAGUGACCAAGUAGCCCGGGAGGGAGCAAAUGUAAUACUACGAUGUGCAGCCCACGGCGUGCCUACACCCAUUGUUGUAUGGAGGAGGGAGGCGGGAGAUUUACUGCCCACAGCAAACUUUAGCGAUACACAUAACUCGUCAGUGAGCGGAGCUGUGCUACAUCUAGUAAAGGUAUCAAGACUGCAUAUGGGGGCGUAUCUCUGCAUAGCAAGCAAUGGAGUACCGCCUUCCGUCAGCAAACGAGUCAUGCUUGUCGUACAUUUCCCUCCAAUUAUGACAAUACAGAAUCAGCUUGUAGGAGCGAAGGAAGGUGAAACCGUUCAUUUAGAUUGUCACUCAGAAGCAUUUCCUAGAUCGAUAAACUAUUGGACGAUUAACGACCAAAUUAUAUCACAGACAGAUAAAAGGUUUGAAGUAACAUCUGUAGAAAGAGGUUACGAAGUGGAUAUGAGGCUGAAAAUUAAAAAAGUUGGAAGAAGUACAUUUGGUACUUACAGUUGCAUAUCAAAAAAUUCCCUCGGAGAUACUGAUGGGACGAUCAAAUUAUAUUCUCUUUCUGGUAAGUACGAUGAGAUGCAGUACAACGAAGUGGGUGACUUCGAUGAAACUCCGGACGUCAGUGAACUAGAAGCGUUAAAGCGCAGCACAGCUAGACCGCUCUCGCCAAUGCUAACAUUGAUUCUAGUCGUUAUUGCAAUAUUAUAA